Molecule: messenger RNA, 586 nt
Organism: Darwinula stevensoni
Lineage: Eukaryota; Metazoa; Arthropoda; Ostracoda; Podocopida; Darwinulidae
Source: the annotation of a GenBank genome assembly
AACGUUUGGCAUUUCAACUCAAGGAAAUUCACAGGUUUAAUGGGGAGCCGAAGAUGGUAUUUUCUGCUAGCCUAUGACUAGGACGGCUUCCAAUUGGGUCACCUCUUUCCACCGACUGGAGAGGCUCCCAUUGGUUUACCAAAACAUUCGGGGAUAUGCCUCUGGCCCAAAAAGGAGAUAUCCUCUGGAUCCAGAUCAUGCAGAUUACUUGCCAGUGUUUCAGUAUGUGUCAGAGAAACGAAUUCCUGGAACAAGGGUAUAUACAUGGGGAGUAUCAAUGCAUGGAGCUCUUGGAUCAGAGUCACUUGUGAGACCUGCAACCAGGAAGCAGAAACCUCGCUACUAUGCUCACAAGCCUUGCCGACUCUCCUUUGCUGAACAGUUCAAGGUGGUAGACAUUGCUUGUGGCUAUGGGUUUUCCCUCUUCAAAGUUGAUGACAAGAAGUGUCCUGCCAAAGUUUUUGGAUGUGGCCUCAACACAGAUGCCCAGAUUGGCUACCAUGUUGGACGGAAGGGUUGUGCAAUGGAGUUGCUGUUGGAGCCAGCAGGAAUCCAGUUGCCAGUUGAAGAUCCAGCAGGAGUUAAG